Molecule: messenger RNA, 2843 nt
Organism: Melanotaenia boesemani (Boeseman's rainbowfish)
Lineage: Eukaryota; Metazoa; Chordata; Actinopteri; Atheriniformes; Melanotaeniidae
Gene: cpt1b
Product: carnitine palmitoyltransferase 1B (muscle)
Exons: 19
Coding region: 131-2494 (787 amino acids)
Biological process (GO): fatty acid metabolic process; carnitine metabolic process
Cellular component (GO): mitochondrion
Molecular function (GO): carnitine O-palmitoyltransferase activity
Source: RefSeq, a predicted model, not a curated record
CUUCAAGGGCACAGAGCACACGCCUCAGUACAGCAGAAUUUCAAUGCUCUUCUUAUUCUGACUGAAGUCACUGCUUUCCUUUGCCUGAGUCCAUUACACUCACUUUGGUCUAACAAAGCAUCAUAAAGAGAUGGCUGAAGCCCAUCAGGCAGUGGGCUUCCAGUUCACUGUGCACCCUGAUGGCGUGGACCUGAAACUGAGCCAAGAGGUCAUCAAGAACAUCUACUUGUCAGGAGUGACAGCGUGGAAGAAGAGAGCCAUUCAAUUUAAGAAUGGUGUACUGGCUGGAGUCUACCCUGCCAGUCCAUCCAGCUGGAUGAUAGUUGUGAUCGCCAUGAUGAGUUCCUUGUAUAUUCACGUAGACCCCUCUCUGGGAAUGAUUGAUGCCAUCAAGGAAAACCUGCCAUACAAAGACUGUGUAUCAGUGCAGACCAGAGCAGUGCUGAGUGCCAUGCUGUUUGCCACUGGACUGUGGCUGUUCCUCAUCUACCUCCUGAGAUACACUCUCAAAGCUCUGCUCUCCUACCAUGGAUGGAUCUUUGAAUCCCAUGGAAAAAUGAGUACAUCUACCAAAGUGUGGCUGAGCCUGGUAAAGAUGUUUUCUGGACGCAGGCCACUGCUCUACAGUUUCCAGGCCUCCUUACCCCGGCUUCCUGUGCCCAGUGUGGAUGAUACUAUUAAAAGGUACCUUGAAUCGGUGCGUCCUCUGCUGGACAAUGAGCAGUACACCCAAAUGGAGAUUUUGGCCAAUGACUUUAAAGAAACCAGAGCAGCCCGGCUACAGAGAUACCUGAUCCUAAAAUCCUGGUGGGCAACAAAUUAUGUAAGUGACUGGUGGGAGGAGUACAUCUACCUCAAAGGCAGGAGUCCCAUCAUGGUCAACAGCAAUUUUUAUAUAAUGGAUUUUUUGUACGUGACCCCAACACACCGACAGGCUGCAAGGGCAGGAAACAUGGUCCAUGCUAUGUUGCAAUACAGACGCAAACUGGAGCGUGGUGAACAUGCACCGCUGAGGGCUUUGGGGACCGUCCCUUUGUGUUCCACUCAGAUGGAGAGGAUGUUUAACACCACCCGCAUCCCCGGCAUUGAAACUGAUAUCGUGCAACACCUGACUGACCGAAAGCACCUGAUCGUCUAUCACAAAGGCCGAUUCUUCCAAGUGUGGCUGUACACAGGAGGGCGCCAUCUUUUACCCAGUGAACUGGAGACCCAGUUUCAAAGGAUCCUCAAUGAUACAUCAGAACCUCAACCUGGUGAACAUAAACUAGCUGCUUUGACUGCAGGAGACAGACUUCCAUGGGCCCGGGCUCGGAUUAAAUAUUUUAGUCAGGGAGUAAACAAAGUGUCUCUUGAUGCCAUUGAGUCGGCUGCUUUCUUCUUGGCACUUGAUGAUGAGCCAGAGGGUUACAACCCAGCAAAGAAUAACUCACUUGAUAGUUACGCCAAGUCCCUGCUACAUGGAAAAUGUUACGACAGGUGGUUUGACAAGUCUUUCACCUUAAUUUCAUAUCCAAAUGGAAAGAUGGGAGUAAAUGUUGAGCAUUCUUGGGCUGAUGCACCAAUCGUGGGACAUAUGUGGGAGUAUGUUCUUGCAACAGACUGCUUCCAUCUUGGCUACACAGAGGAGGGGCAUUGUAAAGGGGACGUGAACAGAGGCCUGUCUUUUCCCACCCGACUACAGUGGCAGAUUUCAGAGGAGUGCCAAGACAUUGUGGAAACUUCAUACCUGUCAGCCAAACAGAUAGCAGAUGAUGUGGACUUCUGUGGCUAUCUGUUUAAUGAGUUUGGGAAAGGCCUGAUCAAGAAGUGCAGAACAAGCCCCGAUGCGUUCAUUCAGCUGGCCCUGCAGUUAGCACAGUUCAGGGACCAGAGUGUUUUCUGUUUGACGUAUGAGUCAUCAAUGACUCGUAUGUUCAGAGACGGACGGACAGAGACGGUACGUUCCUGCACCUCUGAGGCUGUUGCUUUUGUCAGAGCCAUGGAGGACACGGGUGCAACGAAUGCCCACAGGCUUGUACUGUUUCGUAAAGCAGCAGAGAAGCAUCAAAACAUGUAUCGUAUGGCCAUGACUGGAUCUGGCAUCGACCGUCACCUCUUCUGUCUUUACAUAGUGUCCAAAUACCUCGGUGUUGACUCGCCAUUUCUUACAAAGGUACUUUCUGAGCCAUGGAAGUUGUCCACAAGCCAGACUCCACAGCAGCAGCUAAAUUUAGUGGACACUAACAAGUUCCCUAAAUAUGUGGGCGCUGGAGGUGGAUUUGGUCCUGUGGCUGAUGAUGGCUAUGGUGUGUCGUAUAUCAUCGUUGGAGAAAACCUCAUCACAUUCCACAUUUCCAGCAAAUUCUCCAAUCCUAAAACGGACUCUCACAAGUUCGGUCAGCACAUUCAGAAGGCCAUGACUGAUAUCCAAGCACUUUUUAAACUUGACAAUGAUAAGAAGACAGAGGAGCAUGCAAAAUGUGUACAUCUGGAAAAUGGGAAAAAGCACAUUUAACAGGCCCUUUGGGGAGCAUCUUUUCAUGUUUCAUUCAUAAAAAGAUAAAGUUCUGGUUGUAUUUAGGAUCUUUCUGCGUUUCUGUUGAGUCAUUUUACAGAAGUGGAGUUAUCCUACUCAGUCCAACAAAAGGAAAGGUUGUAACUCCUUUAAUUUAUUCCUGUUUAUAUUGUUCAUAUCAAAGUUGCUUUGUUUAAUGCUGAACUCAUCUCUAACGAUGGGAUACAUGGUUUUUGCAAUAUUUAGUUCUCUCCUGUCAUUUUACAUGUAGACACAUGUAAAAACAUCCAACUGUUCUUUAUUCUUGAUCUGUGAAUUUCACAUUGUAAAUAUAUUCGUCUGCAGAAUC